AUGGCUUCCUCAACCUUUUCCGACAUGCUAAAAUCUCCCUACCACCCCGAUCACAUUUUCGGUGACGAAGAUACAUGGUACGAUGCUCCCGCCGACUUACCACAAGAAGAAAUCGAAGAAUAUUUUGAUGCUCUCGAGAACCAUAAUUGUGGUAUCGGUUUGGCUACCAAUAGAUUUGUCAACGAUCCAGAAUGGAAUUAUUGGCCUGUACUACCUACAGCCCUUCUUAACGACGACAUCAUCAUCUUUGUUACAGACGAAAAUCUCCGUCAUGAUGCUCCGGAAUACAUUCAACUUCAGGCUAUUCGCGCAAAACUUUCGAAGUUACAUGAGGAUCAUGAACGCGAUAUCCAGUUAGAAGACCACAUUAUUAGUAUGACGCUCAAAAAGCUUUGGGCUAUCACAGAAGCCUUAUACGAGCCAGAAAAUAUUUAUACUGGUUCUGAUUACAAGAGAAAGAAAGAUUUGGUACUGGAGAGAAUUAAUGAAUGUUCUCGGGCAAAGGAACGUCUUGAAACCGAAUACACCGACACCUUCUCAAAGCUUGCGAAGGAAGCGCGAGCAAUCUCACAGGAAUGGCAGAAGGAUCGCAGGGAACUCGAAGCAGAAUUGGCCGAACAACAGAUGCGGGCGAACAACUCAGAGACACAAAAUCGUCUCCAAAAUUUACUGGGAGAGAAGGCGGAACUGGAAGGCAGAUUGGUUUAUCUUCAGGCCGACAAUGAGUUACUUGAGACCCGCAUGGAUCACUUUCAAGAAGCUUAUAAGCAUCUUCGAAGAGUGAGAGAGGGUGUAUUGGGAGAACAAAAUCAGACCAUGAAUCGUGCGAUCAAACAACGAAACGAUGAAAGAAUUCGAGUUCGAAAUCUUCAAGCCCAUCUCAGGGCUCACCGUGAAGCGAUUAUCCUCGAAAGACGUCAACGGAAUAUUGCGAGAGAGAACUGCAGUGCUUUGCUGAGUAAUCUGGGUAGGGAAAGAGAAGAAAUGACAUUGGUGAAAAGAGAUCUAGUUGAGGCGAGAGCUCGGGCAGAUUAUUUGAAUCAUGGAGUUGAUCUGCUCAAAAUGAGGUUGAGUGAUCAAAUAAACUGGAGUGAUGUGCUGGAGAUGCAUGCAAGACAAGGAGAGGUAUUCAACAGGAUGGAUGGAGCAUGGGAGCCUUCAGUUUUUAAGCGUAGACUCGAAGAGUAUGAGGAUCGUGAGAUGGAAGAGAGAGCAGCGAAACGUGCGCGUCGCCAUUAG
Botrytis deweyae is the source of this 1239-nucleotide messenger RNA. RefSeq lists its product as uncharacterized. The record is from RefSeq and is a predicted model, not a curated record. Bases 1 to 1239 code for a protein of 412 amino acids. The transcript is spliced from 2 exons. NCBI's taxonomy places the organism in Eukaryota, Fungi, Ascomycota, Leotiomycetes, Helotiales, Sclerotiniaceae.